Molecule: messenger RNA, 729 nt
Organism: Trichobilharzia szidati
Lineage: Eukaryota; Metazoa; Platyhelminthes; Trematoda; Strigeidida; Schistosomatidae
Source: the annotation of a GenBank genome assembly
AAAUAACUGGUUUAUACUAGCUCGUAAUCAGAAUAUUGGAUAUUGGACAUUGUACAGAUUACGGUAUUUCAAAAUUCUGUCUGUAAUAUCAAUUUUAUUUAAGUGUUAGUGUAUAUACGCUCAUUCCCCAGCGUAUGGCGUAGAGUUGAGUACAUGUUCGUAAAAACGAAAGGAAUUUUUUGAAAACUCAUUGAUCAGAUUAUCUGUACAAUAAAUUACAACUGAUCUGUGAUACACUAGAAACAGAGAUAGAUAGAUCGAUAGAUAGAGAGAGACAGUAUGGUUUGCAUUCCUUGCAUUGUUAUACCAGUAAUACUGUGGAUAUUACAUCGACUCCUAUAUCCUGUAAUAUACUUCUUUAUCCCCUCUUUAAAGUGUAGUCAAGAUGUUGAAAGGGAGGAAGAACGGAAAGACGAAAUCGAUGAGGAGGAUAGUGGAGAGAAUGAAUUAACAGAUCAACAGACGCCAACAUCAAAAGAGAAAUCAGAAUAGUGAAAAGAAUGAAUAUAUAUACCAGUGAUUAUAGUAGUAAUAAUAAUAAUGAAUGUAUUUUCAUUGCACAAGAAUUUUAUUCCUUGUGAUGAUGAUGACAAUAAUGAUGGUGAUAAUAAAGAUGUUCUCUUCACACAUGCACACAUCUACACACACACACACGCAUACAAAUGUUAGACAUUUUUUACUGAAUAAAUGAAAAUUGUUUAAUAUUGUAAUAGUUGGUCUCAUUGGUUC